Messenger RNA from Caenorhabditis angaria, 3042 nucleotides. The record is from the annotation of a GenBank genome assembly. NCBI's taxonomy places the organism in Eukaryota, Metazoa, Nematoda, Chromadorea, Rhabditida, Rhabditidae.
AUGAAAAAUGAAUAUUUUAGAUUUUAUAUUGAUUAUUGUUAUAUCAUUUCUGUUCAAGAUCUGUAUGAUACUCUAUUCUUUUUCAAUAGGUUUUCUCUUCUUCGCACUUAUCGACAAAAGGUCAGUUUUUACUUUUUGUCGCGUUUUUUUGCGUGACGAGAGUAAGUACUUCAGAAUUAUUGUUUUUUUUUAAAUUUGAAUUUUUGUAAGUAGAGUUCAACCUAAAAAUAGUUUUUUUGGUUGCCCACGAAAUCUCUAAAGACUGACGUUUUUCAGAAUAAAAAUUAAAAAUAGAAAUUAGAUUUUUUCCGAAAUGAAAAAAUAAGUUCAAAAAAUGAAACGUGUGCACUUUCAAACAUUUCCGCUAGCUCAAAUCCAUCUUUUUUUCUUUUCUUUAGUCUGUCGUAUUACACUUUUAUCCGUUUUUUUCAAUAUUUUUUCCGCUUCCUCGAUCCUCAGAUUUUCAGAGUUGUUGUGUUUUUCUGUUUAUAUUUUCAAACGUGUUCUAUAUUUUUCCUAUCAUCAUCAUCUUUUGCUCUUUCUCUGCUCAUUUUCGUAAUGGGUUUAAUUCUAUCCAGUGUUGAUGCUCUGAAAGGCAAAAAUGAGAAAGCAGAACUUCGUGGAUUUUUGAACAAUCGAACCAAUGCUAUUGUAUGUUUGUUUAGUGGUUUGGCGUUUUUGCGAGAGAAAAUAUGAGCGAAUUAAAAAAAAAUCAUUGGAAUUUGUCUUUUGAUCGCUGACGUAAAUUCGGGAUUUUUUUGUUUUUAUUUAUUUAUCAUAUAAAAAAUAAAAAUGCGCAAAGUUCUGAAAUAGGCGUAGACUUUCCACUAAAAUAACACUUUUCUAUGAAAAUAGGAAAUUAUUCUCAAAAAAAAACCAAAUCAAGCAGCUGUUCUCAUUUCCGAUGACAUCAUUUUUAAUGAUUAACAUUUGCUUUUAUCAUUUUCUUAAUAAUUAUGGGUUUUCGAAAUUAUAGAGUACGAUUUCUCUCUUUUUUUUUCAUUUUUUCAUUUGCAAUUUUAUAUAACAUUUGAGUUUCAGUGUUUGAUCUUAUUUUUUCUUUCCCAGCGUUCACUUUACAACAUUUUUUUGUUUGUUUGUUUUUUUUGUGUCGUUCGUUUGAUUUGAGAAAAAACUUUAUCAAAAUUUUAUAUACUUUAUAUUAUAUAUAUUUUAUUUUUCAGUUCCGAAUGGCGUCGAAAAAUGCGAAUGUAUCGGUCUUGUUGGGUGCUCAAUGGGGCGAUGAAGGAAAAGGAAAAAUCAUUGAUUAUCUCAUCGAAAAGCAUGGUAUUAAUGUGACCGCAAGAUGUCAAGGAGGAAAUAAUGCUGGGCAUACAGUUGUUGCGAAUGGAAGAAAAUAUGAUUUCCAUAUUUUGCCAAGUGGAAUUAUCUCGCCAACUUGUUUCAAUGUUAUUGGAAAUGGUGUUGUUGUUAAUCUUGACGCGUUUUUCUCGGAGUUGGAGCAUAAUGGAAUUUUGUCGGAAGCUGGAUGGGAGAAGAGAAUCAUGAUCUCAAGCGAAGCACAUCUUGUUAUGGGUGUUCAUUCGCAAGUUGAUGGAAGACAAGAAGAUUCGCUUGCUGCCAAAAAGUAGGGUUUAGGCGCAGGCUUCCAGACUGCGCCUAUUUGGGCUGAAGAGAAGGGACGAUUCGACAUAAAAAGAGACAAUUUACAUAGUUUAUGGCGUUUUUCAGUUUAAUAAUUCAAAAAUUCAUCUCUAACGAGACCUUGUUUUUCAGCAAAAUCGGAACUACCAAUCGAGGAAUCGGCCCAACGUAUAGCUCGAAAUGCUUUAGAAACGGAAUUCGUGUCGCUGAUCUUAUGGCUGAUUUUGACGAGUUCUCUGAGAAAUACAAGAGACUUGUUGAUCAUUACAAAAAACAAUUCCCAACCAUCGAAGUCAAUGUUGAAGAAGAAUUGGCACGUUUCAAAACACAUCGUGAUAAAUUGGCUGAAUUGAACUUGGUUGGAGAUACUGUUGGAUUCAUCCAUGAGCAAAGAUCACUUGGAAAACAAGUUUUGAUUGAAGGAGCCAAUGGUGCACUUUUGGAUAUUGAUUUUGGAACAUAUCCAUAUGUCACUUCAUCAAAUUCGACUGUUGGAGGAGCUUGCACUGGUUUGGGUGUUCCGCCAACUGCAAUUUCGAAUGUUAUUGGAGUUGUAAAGGCUUAUCAAACUCGUGUUGGAACUGGACCAUUCCCAACUGAACUUUUCGAUGACAUUGGUGAUAAAUUGCAAUCGAUUGGAAAAGAAGUUGGUGUGACGACGGGAAGAAAGAGAAGAUGCGGAUGGAUUGAUUUGUUCUUGUUGCGUCGUUCGGCAAUGAUUAAUGGUUAUACAGCGAUUGCGUUGACCAAAUUGGAUAUUUUGGAUAGUUUUCCAGUGAGUUUUGGAAAAAUUGGGAAAAGCUAGACCUUAUCAGACACAGAGUGUAAUUUACUACCCGAAAAAUUUCGCGCAUUUUUGAGACCUGACACGAUCUUAGGGGUGGGAAUAAAAUCGACGAAUUUCAACGCAAAAACGAGAGAUUUAGAGAAAAAUUAUUUUUGAUCUACCCAAAAAUUAAUGAAAAAUUUGAGGUCUAGCGAUUUGAGGUAGUGAAUUACACCCUUAUCAAAUUUUUUUAAAACUAUAUUUAAUUUAAUUUCUCUAUUUUUUUCAAGAAAAACAAAUUUUUGGACAAAAAACUACAACACAAUCAUAAAUAUCUCCUUAUCUUUUUGCAGACUAUCAAAGUUGCUGUUGGCUACAAAUUGAACGGCCAAGUUCUCUCUGCUCCACCACCACAAACCAACGCUUGGGGACAAGUUGAAGUGGAAUACAAAGAAUUCGAAGGAUGGCAACAACCGACUGUUGGAAUCCGAAAAUACGAGGAUUUGCCAGAGAAAUGUCGGCAGUACAUUCAAUUCAUCGAAGAUUUCAUCAAGGUGAUUUGUUUUGCCCCCAAUCCCUAUCCAACCUUUUCAUUUUCUUUUUAAUUAUAGGUUCCAAUUGUCUACAUUGGUGUUGGUGCUGAACGCGAAUCAUUGAUCGUCAGACAAUAA